UUCCCAGCUUGGCGCCUCCCUCUCUUCAGCUGUUUCCUUGUGGAACCACUAACUCUGCUUAGAUAGCCAAAGAAGCCGGUCUUAGAGUCACCCAUCGCCGUGGCUACUGUUGUUCCUAACUGUAUAGGAAUCAAGGGAUUGCAUUAUUACUCUGGGAGACAUCAUCAGCAUGGCAUUCUAGAACUUCCUUUCAAGAACAGAGUGAUGAGAAAGCCAAGGAAGAGCAUUCCCAGUUCCCCCCGAGUGGGUGCACUGAAGUCUCCCUCUUGAUUUACACAAUCCUGAAAUUAGGCAACUUGUUCAUAUAUAUAUUCCUUGGCAUAAGCCAACAUCAGGAAGAAAGGAAGGACGGAAGGAAGGAAGGACAGAAGGAAGGAAGGAAGGAAGGAAGGAAGGAAGGAAGGAAGGAAGGGGAGGGAAUCCUCUUUUCAGGCAUCUAUUCUGUUCCCUCCAGUUUCUCAUUCCUUCUGAAUUAGAGACUUUGACUGCCUGCAAUGCCCCUCCAGUCAGACAUCCUCCGGGAGGUGUGGACAGCAGAUGGUGUGAAUGAGGAAUCAGGAAGCCCUCAGCAGAGACUUAAACCGAAGCUAAAAAAGAAACGGCCAGAGGGUACACUAGAAGCCAAGCCCAAAAAAUCCAGAGUAAAAAAGCAAGAGGAAUCAAGUCCCACAGAGGAUGUUGCUGCCCGGCCACCAGCUGCUAUCAAAAAAGUGAGGAAAAAGAAAGAAGAGAAGCCAGAAGAUGAAAACGAGACGGAUCCAUAUGCCAAGUUCAUUAAAGAUCCCAGAAAAAAGAAAGAAAAACCUGCCAUCCAUUUCAAUGUGUCCAAAGCGCCAAAGAAGAAACAAGAAGACUCUGAAGAUGAUGACUCCGAGGAAGAUGAGGAGGAAGAUGUGCAAUCUGAAGACCCACCAAAAAAGCCAAAAAGAAAGAUCCACAAAGAGGCUCCACCUACUAGUGAAAUCAAGGAAAGGAAACCCAAAAGUAAAGGAGAGAAAGCUGAGCCUGAGGCCAAGGCACGGACCACAAAGGCCUUGAAGAAGGAGCCAAUUUCUGUGUUCCAAGUGAAUGGGGACAAGAAAGACAAAAAAGUCAAAAAGAAAGAUCCAAAAGCCAGUGAGGCAGAAGAUGAUUCUGAUUCCAGCGCUAAGCCAAUCAAAACUGAGAAAAAGAAGACUGCCGCUUCAAUGUUUCAGACUGGAGGAGAUGCCUCUAAGGAGAAGAAAACAAAAAAGAAAGCUCUCACAAAAGCCGCUGAAAAUGAAAGUGAGGAAGAGGAGGCAGCUCAGAAGAACACCAACAAGAAGGGGAAAGCAAAGAAGUCAAAGAAGAAAGAAGAAAGGCCGCCAUCUCCAGUCAUUGAAGUGGAGAACCUGGAGGAAUUUGUGCUUCAACCGGCUCCUCAAGCGGUGACCAUCAAGUGUCGAGUUACUCGAGACAAGAAGGGGAUGGAUCGGGGCCUCUACCCAACCUACUACCUUCACCUUGAUAAUGACAAAAAGGUCUUCCUGUUAGCUGGCCGAAAGCGCAAGAAGAGCAAGACCUCCAAUUACUUGAUUUCCAUUGAUCCCACUGACCUAUCUCGAGAUGGAGAUAACUUCAUUGGAAAGCUGAGGUCCAAUUUGAUGGGCACUCGGUUUUCAGUAUUUGACAAUGGUGUAAACCCUGACAGGGGAAAUGCAGAUUGGUCAAAUGUACGCCAGGAGCUUGCAGCUGUCAUUUAUGAGACAAAUGUAUUAGGAUUUAAGGGACCUCGAAAAAUGACAGUGGUUAUCCCUGGAAUGAAUUCUGACAGCGAGAGGGUGCCAAUCCGGCCCCGAAAUGAUAACGAUGGCCUGCUUAUGAGGUGGCAGAGUAAAAUAAUGGACAAUUUAAUUGAACUGCAUAACAAAGCCCCGGUGUGGAAUGAUGAGACCCAGUCCUAUGUGCUGAAUUUCCAUGGGAGAGUUACUCAUGCCUCUGUCAAGAAUUUCCAGAUUGUCCACUGCAAUGACCCUGACUACAUCGUCUUGCAGUUUGGCCGUGUUGCUGAUGAUGCUUUUACCCUGGAUUACAACUACCCACUUUGUGCUGUGCAAGCCUUUGCCAUUGCCCUGUCCAGCUUUGAUGGGAAGCUGGCCUGUGAAUAGUACGCCUUGGAUUUCAUUGUACUGAAUUUGAGCCAGCAAGACAAACUCCUAUUUCCACGGACUGGCCAUGGAAGAAAAGACUUUGCUUGAUAAUAUAAGGCAACUGUGAAGACGUGAACAGGAAUAACAGUUUAACUAGUAUAGCUACAUAUUGCCAUGGCACAACGAAAGAAUCAAAGCAGGCAAAUAUGUUAUUUAUAGUUUGUUUAGCAUGGCAACACCAUAUGCACGCAUGUGUCCUUGGCCUUUUGAAUGAAACAGUACUCAAACCUAGCGAAAAGCUGGUUUAAAAGACAAUGUUUUGCAUUGUGACUCUAGGAAAUGCUCUUUUUUUGGCAUUCUCUGUUAAUUUACUCAUUAUCGGGGGACCACUUCUUGUACAUACAUAGCUAAUGAUCAACACUAGCUGUUGUUUGAAUCUAUGAGCUUUUCUUUUUCUUUUCUUAGAUUAUUUGCAGGAUAAGUAGGUGGUUUUGUUUGGUAAUCUACAAUUUACAUGGGAAAAUAAUAUUUUUUCUGUAUUGAUAAUGGUCAAUAAAAGAACAAUUUGUGGGAUAAA
Anolis sagrei ordinatus is the source of this 2688-nucleotide messenger RNA. RefSeq names its product TUB like protein 1 (gene TULP1). NCBI's taxonomy places the organism in Eukaryota, Metazoa, Chordata, Lepidosauria, Squamata, Anolidae. The record is from RefSeq and is a predicted model, not a curated record. Gene Ontology annotation, cellular component: cilium. Gene Ontology annotation, molecular function: actin filament binding. Gene Ontology annotation, biological process: protein localization to cilium.